AUGGAUCGGCUUCUUAGUAAUGCACGUCUCAUGAUUGUCUCUGAUCUUGACCAUACAAUGGUUGAUCAUCAUGACCCUGAGAAUGUAUCUUUACUUCGAUUCAAUGCCUUGUGGGAGUCCAAAUACCGGAAUAAUUCUUUAUUAGUGUUCUCGACUGGGAGGUCACCUACUCUCUACAAGGAGUUGAGGAAAGAAAAGCCUAUGUUAACCCCCGACAUAACUAUAAUGUCUGUUGGAACCGAAAUUACAUAUGGUAACUCAAUGGAACCGGACAAUGGUUGGGUCGAUUUUUUAAAUCAGAAAUGGGACAGGACUGUUGUAUGCGAAGAGACAAAAAAAAUUACCGAACUUACUCUUCAGUCGGAAACUGAACAACGGCCACAUAAGGUAAGCUUUUAUGUGAAUAAAGAGAAGGCCCACGACAUAAUGAAAGCUCUCUCUGUACGCUUAGAAGAACGUGGGUUGGAUGUGAAAAUAAUAUACAGUGGUGGGAUGGACCUCGACAUCUUGCCACAAGGUGCCGGCAAAGGGCAAGCACUUGCCUAUCUGCAUAAAAAAUUCAAGGACACUGGUAAAUUACCGAUUAACACCCUCGUUUGUGGCGACUCGGGAAAUGAUGCUGAACUGUUCAGUAUUCCCAACGUAUAUGGUGUUAUGGUCAGUAAUGCACAGGAAGAAUUAUUACAGUGGCAUGCUGCAAAUGCGAAAAAUAAUCCUAAAGUAAUUCAUGCGACCGAGAGAUGCGCGGCUGGUAUUAUACAGGCCAUCGGUCAAUUUAACCUGGGCCCAAGCACGUCCCCUAGAGACAUCAUGGACUUAUCCGAUUCCAAGAUGGAGAAUUUUGACCCGGCUUACGAAGUUGUGAAGCUUUAUUUGUUUUUCGAGAGGUGGAGACAUGCUGAGACUGAGAAUUCUGAGGUUUAUCUUGCCAUCCUGAAAUCUGUCUGUUCUGAAUCUGGCACUUUUGUUCACCCAUCUGGAAUAGAGAAACCACUUCACGAAGCCGUAAACUCGCUAAAAACAUGCUAUGGGGACAAACAAGGGCAGCACUUUCGGGUUUGGGUGGAUCAGGUUUUGCCUGCCAAGAUUGGUUCGGACUCGUGGCUCGUGAGAUUCAAGAAAUGGGAACAAUCUGGUGACGAACGGCAGUGUUGUCUGACUACUGUUUUACUAAGCUCAAAGGGUGUGAGUGUUGCAGAAGGUUUGACUUGGGUCCAUGUGCACCAGACAUGGUUGGAUGGGGCUGGGCCAAACAGCCACACAACAGCAUGGCUAUUUUAG
Striga hermonthica is the source of this 1281-nucleotide messenger RNA. The record is from the annotation of a GenBank genome assembly. Lineage: Eukaryota; Viridiplantae; Streptophyta; Magnoliopsida; Lamiales; Orobanchaceae.